GACGGGUCUCCUGGUCGUCCGUCUGCAGCUUCAAACUGUCUUUACAAUAAGCAGUAGAGGAACAGAGAGUGUGUGUGUGUGUGUGUGUGGGUGUGUGUGUGUGUGAGUGUGUGUUGAAGGGCAGCAGAGAGCAAACACUCUGAAUAUUAAAGAGCUUUGUGACAUUAAAGCAGCAGGAAUCUGUCAGAUGAAGGUGGUCUUCGUCCUCCGGGUCUCCAAAAUGUCCAACAUGUCCUCAGUGAGAUCUUCAGGCUUUCUGCUGAGCUGCUGUGUCCUGAUUUUCCUCAUCGUCCCGCCCUGCAGAGUUCAAGGAAGUGACUGCAGCUGUAACGUCACCAACAGCCGCUGUGACGAGUCCGGAGUCUGCAGGUGUGACCCUGGUUGGGACGGCGAGCGGUGCGAGCGCUGCGUGCCGACGCCCGGCUGUCUUCAUGGAUCCUGUCAGCAGCCGUGGCAGUGCAGCUGUGAGCCGGGCUGGGGGGGCCGCUUCUGUGACAAAGACCUGUCGGUGUGCUCGGAGCAGCCGCCGUGUCAGAACGGAGCGACCUGUGUGAUGGAGGACAACGCUGAGUACACCUGUCUGUGUGCCCACGGCUUCCACGGCAGAGACUGUCAGCUGAAGACCGGACCCUGUCACCUGAGGAGGUCUCCAUGUAAAAAUGGCGGCCUCUGUGAGGACGCUGAUGGCUUUGCGGUGGACCUGGCGUGUCGCUGCCUGGCCGGCUUCACGGGUCGGCGCUGUGAGACCGAUGUGGACGACUGCCGUCGACGACCGUGUGCCAACGGCGCCACCUGCCUGGACGGCGUCAACCGCUUCUCGUGCCUCUGCCCCGCCGGCUUCACCGGCCGUUUCUGCACCGUCAACCUGGAUGACUGUGCCAGCUGGCCGUGCCUCAACGCCGGCCGCUGCCUGGACCGCGCCGCAGGCUUCCACUGCGUCUGCCGGCCCGGUUACACUGGGGCCACCUGCGAGACGGAGCCGAGGGGCCGCGAGCCCGGCUGGACGAUGCUGGGGUGGGAGGGGGGAGGAGGAGGGGUCGUACCUCGCCUGACCACCGGGGGUCAGAACGAGAGGACCGUCACCUUGAACGGCAGUCGACAUGGCGACAGGACGUUCAAAGUGACGGUGAGCGAGCGCCGUGCCGCCAGCCUGUCGGAGGUCCAGCUCGUCAUCCUGCUGGUGCUGGCGGGCCUGACGCUGGGCGCGGUGGCACUGACCGCCGCCCUUGUGCUGCACGGUCACUGCAGGGCCCGAGGCCACGCCCCUUUCUGGCCGCUGACAUCGUCAUCAUCAUCAUCACAGCAGAGCGGCCGGCGAGCGCCGCAGGACGAGUCGGAGUGUCACAUCAGCUUCCUGAACGUAGUCGAACCAGAGAAGAAGAAGCUGAACACGGAGGUCAUGUAGACAGAGUGGGCGUCCGAGCAAAGAGCCAACAGGGAGAGAGAGAGAGAGAGAGAGAGAGAUAGAGAGAGAGAGACUGCUGGUCACAGGACCCUCAGUGUACACCUGGUGUUAAUAUGCAAAUGAGCUUUGACAUCAUAAACAUGUUUGUAGUCAUCAUGUGACUCCUGGAACUAAAAGAAUUAGAGAAACGUUCUUCUUCCUGGUUAAAACCCGUCGCCUACAUUACCCACAAUGCACCUCUCGCUCCGACAGGCUGCCACGUGUUUCGUCCCGAUGCAGAGAUGAGCAGCGGUUACAGAGGUCUCACUCCUUCACAACUUCACAUUUACUUCUCUCACUUUUUAGUCUGCAAGACGCUGACUCAAGUGAUCAUUGAUAAAAGACCUUCAUCUUUAAAGUGACAGUAAAAAACAUCGGGACUCACAUCAGAUAAACACAUGAUGAAAUGUACAGAACAUUCUUGAUGUUAAAUGAAUUAACUUUAACUGUAUUUUAAACAUUUUAAAUUAUAUUUUUGAAUGUAACUGUACAGCUGAGCGUGUAGAAAUACUGCGGUACAUAUAACCCUCGACAAAAUGUUUUUACUCUUCAGCUUUUAUUCAGAUGAAACAAACCGGAGACGACAUUUUGAUCAGUGAGCUGCUCGUUAGCUUAGCAUCUUUACAUCUCAGAGGUAAAUAUUGUACUUUUUACUGCUCUUCAUUUAUUUUAUAGUUUUACUUUAGUUACC
Molecule: messenger RNA, 2135 nt
Organism: Anarrhichthys ocellatus (wolf-eel)
Lineage: Eukaryota; Metazoa; Chordata; Actinopteri; Perciformes; Anarhichadidae
Gene: dlk2
Product: delta-like 2 homolog (Drosophila)
Exons: 6
Coding region: 188-1405 (405 amino acids)
Biological process (GO): heterophilic cell-cell adhesion; establishment or maintenance of epithelial cell apical/basal polarity
Cellular component (GO): protein-containing complex; plasma membrane
Molecular function (GO): calcium ion binding; Notch binding
Source: RefSeq, a predicted model, not a curated record